AUGUUGUCCUUUGCACGAAAGGUUUCGGCACCUGUUACCACCCGACUUACUGCUGCCAGAGCAACAAACACCCUGGCUACCAGAUCCAUUCUAUCUACGACCCCUCGAUAUAUCCAACAACGCCGUGCAUACAGCAAUGACUUGAGCACUGCCGCUGCUGAAAAGGAGACAAUUGUCAAACUGCUGUACAACAUUGGCUCUCGCAAAGAAGUCGAGCAAUACUUGCGCCACUUUUCGUCUGUCGAAUCCCAAAAGUUUGCCGUCAUCAAAGUCGGUGGUGCCGUCUUGACGGACGAGUUAGAAACGUUGGCCUCUGCCUUGACGUUUUUAAACCGUGUGGGUCUUUACCCUAUUGUACUUCACGGUGCAGGUCCACAAUUGAACCGAUUGCUCGAAGAUGCCGGUGUUGAGCCACAAUACGAUGAAGGUAUCCGUAUCACCGACCCACAAACACUCGAAAUUGCCCGCAAGGUGUUCAUGUCAGAAAACUUGAAGUUGGUCGAUGCGUUGGAACGCCACGGUACACGCGCGCGUCCCAUCCCUGGCGGUGUCUUUGUGGCUGAAUAUUUGGACAAGGCCAAGUAUCAGUACGUUGGCAGAAUCACAUCGGUGAAUAAGGACGCUAUCGAAUCGUCGAUCCGCGCCGGUGCGUUGCCAAUUUUGACCUCGCUUGCAGAGACGCCUGAUGGCCAGAUCUUGAACGUGAAUGCCGAUGUCGCCGCCGCCGAAUUGGCUACGGUCUUGGAACCUCUCAAGAUUGUGUUCUUGAACGAAAAGAACGGUCUUUACCACGGCGUGACGGGCAAAAAGAUCGAUACAAUCAACCUGGAUGAAGAAUAUGAAGAUUUGAUGAAGGAAUCGUGGGUUCGUUAUGGUACCAAGCUCAAGAUCCGUGAGUGCAAGGAAUUGUUGGAUGGAUUGCCACGCUCUUCGUCCGUCGCCAUCAUCUCGGCCGGCCAUUUGCACAAGGAAUUGUUUACUGAUUCGGGUGCUGGUACGCUCAUCCGCCGUGGCCACAAGUUGUUCAAGUUUGACAAACUCGACCAGGUCGAUCCCGACAAGAUCCGUCGCAUCAUGGAAGCCGAGGAUGAGGUCGUCAAGACUGGCGAAGCGUCUGUUGCUAGCUACUUGCGCGACUUGCAAAAGAAGGACGUCACGCUUUACACCGAUGAGCCUGGUCAGGUCUUGGCCAUUGUUACCAAGGAUCCUGAGAAUCCUUCCCAGCCUGCCGUGCUGGAAAAGCUGUUGGCUAGCAAAACCGCUGUGCUUAACAAUGUUCCCGAGAACUUGUGGAACACCAUCCGCAAGGACUUUGAUGUGUUGACCUGGCGUGUCGGUUCCAAGGCCGAGGACGGUAACUUGGAUCGCUCGUGGCAUUUCGAGCGUGCUGAUGGCUCGCUCCGUAGCCCUCAAGAUGGUAGCACCAUGUUCUUCUACGGUAUCCAGGAUUCGGACAGCGUUAAACAGACUUUGGAUGGCUUCAAGCAUACCUCUUCCGCAAAAGCCCCUGCUGGCGCCCGAUCUUUCUCAACUUUCGCUCAACAACGUCGUGGAUUUGCUUCUUCAUCGGCUUCUCGCAAGAAUGUUGGUUUGAUUGGUGCCCGUGGUUAUACCGGUCGCGAAUUGAUCAACAUUAUCAACAACCAUCCCGAACUCAACCUCACUCACGUCAGCUCGCGUGAAUUGGAAGGCAAGCCUUUGGAAGGAUACACCAAGUCCUCGUUGACCUACGUCAACUUGAAGCCCGAAGAUCUCAAGGCUCAAGAGCAAGUCGAUGCCUGGGUGCUGGCUCUGCCCAACGGUGUCUGUGCACCUUUUGUCAACCAGGUAGAAGCUGAUGUCAAGGAAGGCAAGUCGUCCGACAAGGUACUUGUUGAUUUGAGCGCCGACUACCGAUUCGAUAACACUUGGACUUAUGGUCUUCCUGAAUUCAACCGUCAAAACUUGGGCGGUGCCACACGUAUUUCUAACCCUGGCUGCUAUGCCACUGGCGCCCAAAUGUCACUUCGUCCAUUGCUCCCCUUCUUCGACCAAUACUCAGCACCGACCGUCUUUGGUGUGUCGGGGUACUCUGGUGCUGGCACCAAGCCCUCGCCCAAGAACGAUCCCAAGGUGUUGCACGACAAUCUCUUACCUUACGCCAUGACCAACCAUAUCCACGAACGUGAAGUCUCGUACCAACUCGGCAAGCCCGUCAACUUUAUCCCCCACGUUGCCUCGUUUUUCCAGGGCAUCCAAUUGACCGUCAAUGUUCCGUUGAACAAGACCAUGACCAGCAACGAUGUCCGCAGCGUGUUUGAGGAAUUCUAUCAGGGCGAGAAGCUCGUUCAUGUGUUGGAAUCUGGUGAACCUUAUGUUCGUGAUAACUCUGGCAAGCAUUUCGUCCGUGUUGGUGGAUUCUCUGUCCAUCCUGAUGGCAAGCGUGUGGUUGUCGCCACUACCAUUGAUAACUUGUUGAAGGGUGCUGCUACUCAGGCCGUCCAGAACUUGAACUUGGCUUUGGGCUUUGAUGAAUAUGCUGGUAUUCCUCUCAACUAA
Molecule: messenger RNA, 2538 nt
Organism: Zychaea mexicana
Lineage: Eukaryota; Fungi; Mucoromycota; Mucoromycetes; Mucorales; Lichtheimiaceae
Product: Aspartate/glutamate/uridylate kinase
Exons: 3
Coding region: 1-2538 (845 amino acids)
Biological process (GO): L-arginine biosynthetic process
Cellular component (GO): mitochondrion; cytoplasm; mitochondrial matrix
Molecular function (GO): acetylglutamate kinase activity; protein dimerization activity; L-glutamate N-acetyltransferase activity, acting on acetyl-CoA as donor
Source: RefSeq, a predicted model, not a curated record